This is a messenger RNA of Periophthalmus magnuspinnatus, 4685 nucleotides long. RefSeq names its product bromodomain and PHD finger containing, 3b (gene brpf3b). The coding region runs from base 366 to 4109 and encodes 1247 amino acids. The transcript is spliced from 13 exons. The record is from RefSeq and is a predicted model, not a curated record. NCBI's taxonomy places the organism in Eukaryota, Metazoa, Chordata, Actinopteri, Gobiiformes, Gobiidae. Gene Ontology annotation, biological process: regulation of transcription by RNA polymerase II. Gene Ontology annotation, molecular function: protein binding. Gene Ontology annotation, cellular component: MOZ/MORF histone acetyltransferase complex.
CGAAUUAGCACCACCGCUAGCCAGCUAGCCUAAGGAGGCUAACAUUUCUCCUACUUGCAAAAUUUAACCGACAACAAGCGAUUUUAUCUCCCGAUUCUACUGCACCAUUUUUGCUUUUAUUUUUUUUUUUCAAACGCACCAUUAUCAGACAAAAUGUUCCGAAGGGGAGACAGGGGUUCGUAAAAAAAAUGCGAUAUUUACCGGCUAUUCCAACAAACUGUGGUCGCUAACGGUGGCUGAUAGCUCUGGCAGUGUAGCAAGUGUGAGGCGACUGGCUAAAGGAACUGUUACUGUUAAGGCUGCUUCUCUGGUGAUCGACAAGUCUGCAUCAGCUUUAACAGAGAGCCAUUUCUGACUGGGGUCCUAUGAGGAAGCCACGCCGUAAAGGCCAAGCGGCCAGAGGGGGAGGCCAUCCACAUGGCAGGACAUCUAGUGGAGGGGCUGGCGGACGUGGGGGAGCUGGCGGGCGUGGGGGUGCUCGCCACCGAUCCCCGUCCCCUUACAGCCUCAAAGCCUCCCCAAACCGAGAGACUCUCACCUACGCACAAGCACAAAAAGUGGUGGAGGUGGAACUGGAGGGAAGACUUCACCGCAUCUCUAUUUUAGAGCCAUUAGAGGUCAUCACCGAGGACGAGAUGAUGGCCCAGGACAUAAGUGAGUGCAACAGCAACAAAGAGAACAAUGAACAGCCAGUGACCCAAGCAAGUGCAGCUCAAAAUGCUCGCAAAUCUUUAACGAGGAAGAGAAAGGACUCUAAAAGCACCCCUGUUAAAUCCCAGCCAUCAAAGAACCACUGUCCACAGACACCUGAAAAACCUCACCAUCAUCACAUGGCCCUCCCUGAGCCUAGAUUUCGUGUCCGGCACACUUUCACUCCUGCAGCAGCGCCGCCUCUUCCCACUGGGUACUACCGUUAUAUUGAGCGUUCAGCUGAGGAGCGAGAAACUGAAGCAGAGUAUGACAUGGACGAGGAAGAUGCGGCCUGGCUGGAAAUGGUCAAUUCAGAUCGGACUUCAGAAGGCUACUCGUCUGUAUCUCCGGACUCCUUUGAGCUGCUGAUAGAUAGACUUGAGGAAGAGGCGUACAGGGAAGCCCGUACCAGAGCCCCCUCUCAGAGUGCAAUAGACGAUGAUGCCUUUUGCUGUGUGUGCCUGGAUGACGAAUGCCUAAAUAGUAACGUCAUCCUGUUCUGUGAUUCAUGUAACUUAGCUGUGCAUCAGGAAUGUUAUGGAGUGCCCUAUAUCCCUGAGGGGCAGUGGCUGUGCCGGUGCUGCCUCCAGUCACCUCAAAAACCAGUAGACUGUGUGCUUUGUCCAAACAGGGGCGGAGCGUUCAAACAAACUAGUGAUGGGAGAUGGGCACAUGUAGUCUGUGCCAUUUGGAUUCCUGAAGUCUGUUUUGCUAAUACGGUGUUUUUGGAGCCAGUAGAAGGUGUAGCUAACAUUCCCCCUGCACGGUGGAAACUCACCUGCUACUUGUGCAAGCAAAAAGGCAGGGGGGCAUCCAUUCAGUGCAAUAAAGCCAACUGCUACACUGCGUUUCAUGUCACAUGUGCACAGAGGGCAGGGCUCUUCAUGAAGAUCGACCCUGUGAGUGUGACCAAUGUGAACGGGACAACAUACUCUGUGAAGAAGACUGCCUUCUGCGAAGUUCACUCUCCUCAGGGUGAUGUCACCUCCGAUGAUGAGACUGAAGGGAGAGUGGUGGGCAGUAGGGGCAGGGCCAGUAGGGGGCGCAGUGCAUACAAAGAGAUGCCAGUGACGCCAAAAAAAGGCCGCAAGUCAGAAGUCAUAGGCAAGAGUAACAAGAAGAAAGGGAAGAAGAGGACAGAGUCAAAGGCACAGCAGCCAUCAUCACCUGAAGUGACUGUUCCACACAUACCCACACAGAGACUUAAUGGCCUUUGUAAAGGAGUGAUCUUCCAGAGGAAAAGUCAAUUCAUGCAAAGCCUCCACAGUUACUGGUUAUUGAAGCGACAGUCGAGGAACGGCGUGCCAUUGGUCCGGCGUGUGCACUCAAGUCAGCAGUCCCAGAAGAACACUGAACAGCCUGAGGUGGAUGAGAAGGUGUCAGCUGCCAGAGAAGCUCUGAGGUACUGGCAGAAGCUCCGACACGACCUGGAAAAGGCCCGUCUGCUGGUGGAGCUCAUCCGCAAGAGGGAGAAACUCAAGAGAGAACAGGUCAAGGUUCAUCAGGCAACUUUGGAAAUGCAGCUGACGCCAAUGCUAAUGCUGCUUCGCUCCACACUGGACCAACUUCAGGAAAAGGACACUGCACAGAUCUUUGCUCAGCCCGUCAAUAUUAAAGAGGUGCCUGAUUACCUGGAGUUCAUCAGCCAGCCCAUGGACUUCUCCACAAUGCACUCAAAGUUACAUAACCACUUGUACUGUUCUGUGUCGGACCUGGAGGCGGACUUUAACCUAAUGGUGUCCAACUGCCUUUUGUACAACUCCAAGGAUACUGUGUUCCACCGGGCAGCGCUGCGCCUCAGGGAUCUGGGCGGAGCCAUUCUUCGGCACGCCCAGAGACAGGCAGCCAGCACCGGUCUGGACCUAGACACGGGCAUGCACCUCCCCGAGUCUCCGCAGAAACGAGACUUCUACAACUGCUCAUGGGAUGAUGUUGACAGUCUUUUGGACCCAGAGAACAGGCUUCACAUGAGUGUGGAGGAACAACUAAAGGAGCUGCUGGACAAGCUGGACUUUGUCACCUCCAUGCGCGGCAGCGGCGCACGGACUCGCCGCAUCCGAUUACUGCGAAGAGAGAUCAAUCUCAUCCGUCAUCGUCAGGGCCAACACCGCAACAGCCUCCACAACGGACACCUCAAAGAUGAGUCUGACGACGAGGAAGAGGACGGGGAAUCUCAGGGCGAGAACGGCCUCUCCUCAGACAAAGAAGACCUUAAAUUCACAUCCCCUCCGACACUCGAACCUACAGGACCGGCCCCUCCUCCGCGGCUGGGUGACGACUCUCUGGAGCCUCCCACCCUGAAGCCAAUUACACGAGAGCCCCCGCAGUCCCCGAGCUGGGCCUGUAAGCGCCUCAGGAUGGACAGUGACCCUCCAAGUGACCCUAUGAACUCCUCACAGGACAAUGUUUGCACUAAAGCACAAGAGCGCCCCCAAACCCCUCCCCCCACGUUACAUAAUGAGACAGUGACCAACGGGCUGCCACCCCUCACCACCUCUCCUCGGCCCACCACAGGGGGAGUGGGCAGGCGCACCUCUGUUUUGUUCAAAAAGGCCAAGAAUGGAGCCAAGCUGUUCAGAGAGAGAGACAAUCCUUUGCUGAACGGUAAAGGGCCUCAGGAAGAGAACUCCACGCCCAGUUCAGCAGCCAGCACUCCGUCUGCCACGCCCCUGACCACGCCCCUAACCACUCCCCUGUCCACGCCUCAGAAGAGCCCAGGACCCCCCAGCCUCAACACUCCUGACCUGAAGAGCCAUAAUGACCAGAGCAGUAACAAGGAGCAAGAGAAGACCCUCAACCACACUCAAGACACUGACCUGACCAAUGGCUUCAGCAAACUAAAAGAAGACAAGUCUGACUCUGAAGACUGCCCUUGUCCUAUCCUUCAAAAAGAAACUGCGUCUCCACCAAAGCGGAGUCUGGGAAAACCUGCUCUCUCCAAAGUCCCCUUACUGGAGAUUGUCAAUGGAGAUUCAGACUACACCGGUAAUGGCAGUCAGAUGUCGGACGAUGAGACCGAGCUGGAGCCCUUGGACCUGGUGUGGGCCAAGUCUCGAGGAUACCCCUCCUACCCCGCUCUGAUCAUUGACCCAGAGAUUCCAGAGGAGGGCCUGCUGCACAACGGGGUGCCCAUCCCUGUUCCACCCAAAGAGGUGCUGAAGCUGGGCGAGCAGAGGCAGGAGGAGACCGACCAACGACUUUACCUGGUGCUUUUCUUUGACAAUAAAAGGACAUGGCAGUGGCUCCCUCGGGACAAGGUGACACCUUUGGGCAUAGAUGACACCGCCGACAAGCUGCGCAUGAUGGAGGCGCGGAAAUCCAGUAUUCGCAAGUCUGUUCAAGUGGCCUAUGACCGGGCCAUGAUCCACCAGAGCAGAGUCAGCCACAGCCAGGGCUUUGUGGCCCCCAGCUACCUGUAGGGGGCGCCACUCUCACACUAUGCAUUUCCACUGAACUCCUCGGGGUGGACUGGCUUGUUUUUUUUUUUGUUUUUUUUUAAACAAACCACUAGUGUCUGGCACAGGACUGACGCAGCCUUCACACUCAGAAGGACAAGCUCUCAAUGAAAUCAAGUUCCCUUUAUUUCCUGCAGUCAAUAAAAGUAAUGAGUUUAAUUUUAUACAAAGCGACUGCUAUGAAAUUAAGUGUCACAAAAGAGAUUUAUAUGAGACUAUUGAAUGGAUCACUGCCAUCUUUUAUACAAUAGCUUUUUACUUUUUAAACUUUUACAGAAACCCUUGUAUAUUCUAGCUGCGUGUACAUAUGUAAGUGUAUUGUCAUAGCAAAUUUUAAAUUAAUGUUGUUUUUAAAAUUGCGUAUUUCAAUCAAGCCACCAGGCAAAGGAGAUGUGUAUAUUUGUGGAGGUAAAAUAAUUCCUGACUUGCUGCAUUGAUGUAUUUUAGCUGGUAUUUCAUGUACUAACAUUGUGCUGAGUGUAAAAUAUAGCACACAAUGUUCUUUAUAUUUGAAUUCUCUUUUGAUACAGAGAGAAAUAA